Messenger RNA from Bipolaris sorokiniana ND90Pr, 1130 nucleotides. RefSeq lists its product as uncharacterized. Gene Ontology annotation, molecular function: peptidase activity. The transcript has 2 exons. Gene Ontology annotation, biological process: proteasomal protein catabolic process. Gene Ontology annotation, cellular component: proteasome core complex; proteasome core complex, beta-subunit complex; cytosol. The record is from RefSeq and is a predicted model, not a curated record. NCBI's taxonomy places the organism in Eukaryota, Fungi, Ascomycota, Dothideomycetes, Pleosporales, Pleosporaceae. Bases 112 to 723 code for a protein of 203 amino acids.
GCGUGUGUCCCCCUCCAGCAUCCAGACCCGUCGAAACCCCUCCAGGCUGCACAGGCACAAUUUCCCCAGGAUCAUAACCAUCAGCCUCAAAAGCCAACAGAAUCAGCAGCCAUGGAAGUCCUACUAGGUAUCACGGGCAAGGACUUUACCCUCAUCGCCGCCUCCAAAGCCGCCAUGCGAGGCGCCACCAUCCUCAAAGCCUCGGACGACAAGACCAGGGAACUCAACAAGCACACCCUAAUGGCAUUUUCUGGUGAAGCAGGAGACACUGUUCAAUUUGCCGAGUUCAUCCAAGCAAACGUACAGCUAUACUCGAUGCGUAACAACAUGGAGCUGUCACCAGCGGCAACCGCCAACUUCGUCCGGGGAGAGCUAGCAUCAGCACUGAGGUCACGGAAACCCUACACAGUCAAUCUGCUCCUGGGCGGCUAUGACACGAUUGCGGACAAGCCUACAUUAUACUGGAUUGACUACCUUGCGAGUCAAGCAGCGCUUCCUUAUGCGGCACAUGGCUAUGCUCAGUACUACUGUCUCUCUCUGCUCGACAAGCACCACCACCCGGACAUCGACUACGAGCAAGGCUUGAAGAUUAUGCGCAUGUGCACCGAGGAGCUGAAGCGCCGUCUACCCGUUGAUUUCAAGGGUGUGAUGGUCAAGGCCAUAACAAAGGAUGGUAUCAAGGAUGUAGAAUUUGAGGACGAUGUGAAGGUGGUGAUCCCAUAGAGGCUGUAGUAGGCUUAGUGGAGGCUACAACACUUUACAGCAUGUAUAAAGUCGGUAGCCGGCAUGGAAAAGGCACCGGGAAUGAUGACCACGUUCAUGAAUCAAGGCAUUGAAGAAGUGCCAUCAAUUAAUGACAAUGAUACAUUACGAAAUUGGCUGUGUCAAAUGGUGGGUUGUUGUGCUUGUAAUCUGCCCCGUGUUGGGAACGUCUCUGUCCAGCAAUUGUCAGACUUGGCUAGUCUGUGAAGAUGCUUCUCAAUGGAACCAGGCCCCGUGCGGUCACGACGCCUUCACAUCGAACCGCGGAGCAUCAGAUACAACCCCCACGCAGUGGUGUACACGAGUAUGUAUGUAUUCCACGGCCGCAAAGCGCCAUAUCACGUGGGGUGCAGCACCUCAAUGCCAAU